AGAGCAAUCAGAUCAUUACUCACGCUUCUCUGUUUGCAAUUCCUAGCCGUGAAACUCAUCCGCGCCAAACCAAAAAAAAGGCUGAUAAGAAAAGAUGGCAAGUUACAUGGUCCUCCAUGCAGCAAAGAAUCCCAAGUUGGCUCAGGUUGGAGCUAACUUGGCCAAGAGCAGUAUUUUGGUUCCUAAGGUCAUUUCCAGGUCCAUUGAGACUGAAGGGGGUCCAACUGCGACCGACUCUUCAAUUCCAGGAGCUACAUCGCAAUCCAGUGAGAACAUUUCAAACCCAGCUGCAUCAUCGAUACCGACAGAUAAUGUGACACAAGCUUCAAACUACUCAACUGGCCCUAGGUCUGCAACUGAAGACUUGACUGGGAGAGCAAAACAAAAGCUGCAGGAUGCUUGGAAUAAUGCUCGAGACACGGUUGUUGACAAGACUAGAGAGACCAAGGAAUCCCUCAAAGAGACUGCUUCAGAAGUUGAGGAGUCAAUGAAUACUAAAAAUGAUGUUUGAGUAAUGAUAAGUUUUUUCUUGUUCGAGGAGUCAACUGGAACCUAUGCUAUUUGAUUGGUUUACUUUUUCUGUGAUUGGAUUUUCCCUUUUCAUUCUCCACUCAGACGACAUUUGAGUUCUUAUGUUCUGUCAAAUUGAUGUAAGCUGUUCUUGAUCUUUGUAAUAGCACAUCAGUUUGAUUCUUCAAAA
Molecule: messenger RNA, 700 nt
Organism: Syzygium oleosum
Lineage: Eukaryota; Viridiplantae; Streptophyta; Magnoliopsida; Myrtales; Myrtaceae
Exons: 3
Coding region: 95-511 (138 amino acids)
Source: RefSeq, a predicted model, not a curated record